Macadamia integrifolia is the source of this 2514-nucleotide messenger RNA. RefSeq lists its product as uncharacterized. Bases 549 to 986 code for a protein of 145 amino acids. The transcript is spliced from 2 exons. NCBI's taxonomy places the organism in Eukaryota, Viridiplantae, Streptophyta, Magnoliopsida, Proteales, Proteaceae. The record is from RefSeq and is a predicted model, not a curated record.
AAUUUUCAAAUUUUAUGUCUUGGUUCUUGUGCAUUUCUGUAUUUUCUUUGGUUAUUUGGAAACUUGAAAGUGCUCGUAACUUUUUAUUGUUUCCAUUUGCAAAAUUUCCUUUGAAAGAGAUAAAUCCAACACGAAACAGAAAGAGAGAGAAAGAGAUCUCCGACGUAGUUUUCUUUCUGAUUCUUACAAGGUGUUUGGAAAAGAAAGGAUAGAAUCUUGAAUGUAUCAGCUCAUUUUUUCUGCAUUUAGGUUAACCCAGUGCCUACAACUGUUUCUGAAUUCUCUGUAGAUGAUAAGCGGCUAUAGCUAGUGAGGGAUUUUUAUGGAUUUUAUUGCUUCUUGGUUAAUUACGGAAAUCGCUCUGCUCCAUCUUCUCGACUCCUUCACCUUCUGAGAACAGAUCAACGUUUUGUUUAAGCUGGAGCGAACUUAGAAAUUUUCCUUGGGAAAUCAACAAAGGGGUCGUCAAGGUUUUGGGUGAUUAGGACUCUAAACAGAGAGAGAGAGACGCGUACAGUUGCUGACGCAUCGGCUCCAGGAAGCAAGCGAUGGAGGUAUAUGGCCAAUCCAUGGUUGCAGGCCCUACCAAUGUUAUUUUCCUAUCGAGUAUUCUUGGCCGUGAUGAGGCAAUUCCUUUUCAUAAAUGUGAUUGGAGAUGUGAAAAUGAGCAUGUUUGCGGAAACAUGUAUCGCUGCAAAUUAACCGGGAUCACGCACAUCUGUGACAAAAACUGUAACCAGAGAAUUUUGUACGAUAACCAUAGCUCUCUUUGCAGAGUGAGCGGCCACGUUUUCCCUCUUACUUCAUCAGAGGAGCAGGCAGUGAGAGGAACCCGGAGGAAGGUUGAAGUGGAGAAUUCCUCCCUUGAUAGCUGUGCUUUUAAGCGUAGGCGUGAUGCUGAGCUUCACCCUUCUCCUUUUGAGAGGUCUUUCUCGGCAAUUGCCCCAAUCUGCAGUCAAAUUGGAGAUGGCAUGGAUAUGAGCUAAAUGGUUGAGGCGUUCCGGAGUCCUUUUCUUCUUCCUCCUUUUCCAUUUUCUUCUUUGUUUUUUUCUUUUUUAACCUUUCAAAUGUUCUCCAUGGACAGACAUAGAGAACAGGACUCUUGCUAUGGAGACUUCAAAUUGGGACUGCAGUGUUCCGCUGUCUGUAGGAACAGCUUAUGAUAAAUACUUAAAGACAUUUUAUAUAGAAUUGAGCCCCUGUAACUUGCGGAUUACUUGAAAAUUCAGAUGUGCUCUAAUCGUCAGUUAAGAAUAGGUUCCUCAAGUUGUAUUUCAGUUGCCUUCUAACUGUUAAACUUCAAGUAUGUUGUCUCGAGGCCUACUGUAGGGCCUUAAUGAGACACCGAGUCCCUACUAAAUUCAAAUAAUUUAGUUCCAUCUGUUGUGAUUUUUGUAUUAUGACUGAUGUCUGAUUUCUGCUUGUUUGUUGUUCCUAAUCCUUCUUUUAGCGUAAUGUACUUUGAUUAUGAUGUGCCCAUUCUUUUGUUAGGAAAGAUAACUUGCACCUUGUACUCUUGUGGUGACAAGUUUAGCUUUCUGUUGUGUUAUUUACUGGUGACAUUGUCUCCUUAUCUAGCCUCAAUACCUUUUGUAUUGCAAUCGCAUAUUUGUAGACAUAGCAUGAUUUUGUUAAUGAUUUAAGGUUGGAUGAUCCAAAGCUAUUCGACUAAAAAAAAAAUAAAAACCUGUGUUCAUUGAUAGGAGUGCAGUGGCUCUCUUGCUAGUUAAAGCAAAGGGGUAUCGGUUUUUAUCUGGUAGCGAUCUUUCUAAAUACUUCUCUCACUGGUUUACUUAUCUUAGUUUAGAUGCAGGUUGAUGGAGAGAAAGGUCUUGUUGUUUCUGCUCAGAUCCCACCCUGUACUCCUUUGGUAAAAAUGAUGUUUACCUUGAUUUGGUAGGGGUUGGUAUCUGCAUGUAUUGCUGAAGAUCUUGUUAAUUUUGCAGGAGGCCUAAAAGAUCCAGAAGGCCCGAGAAAAUAUGUUACUGCAAUUAUAAAUAUGAUUAUUAUUAUUGUUGUUGCUAUUUAUUUAUUUACUUGCUUUGUGUUGUUAUCAUCUGAAAUAGAGUUUCCCGACUUUUUUCUCAUCUUAUCUUUUAUCUUUUCUCUCUCCUUGCAGCAGCUCUUAGUUUAUUCAGUUGUAGCUUGCAGUGGGGGAUCCCAGAAGCAGUAUCUGCCAUGUCUUUUCUCUCCCUUGAUUGGAUCUAAUGUGACUGUACUAUAGGAGGAGAUUCCAGAGAAUUAUCUGUUACCAAUGUAGGUGGGGUAACUCUGCUGCUGUAAUUGUAAAUCAGAUCAUCUGUGGAUGAGAAUGAGGAAUCUUGAUUGAUGAUGUUCUAUCACCGCCAGCCAGCUAGCCGUCUCCACAAGGCAGGUUCUGCCUCCCUGUUUCAGGGAUGUUAUGCAGGAAUGAAACUGAGAUCCAAUUGUAGAAAUUUUAACUUUGCGAAUUGUAAUUUCAGCUUCUACAUAAAGAGAGUACAAUGUCAAUAUCUGUACGGACUUUUUAUCCAA